This is a messenger RNA of Lymnaea stagnalis (great pond snail), 13386 nucleotides long. NCBI's taxonomy places the organism in Eukaryota, Metazoa, Mollusca, Gastropoda, Lymnaeidae. The record is from the annotation of a GenBank genome assembly.
AUUUUUCGUAGGUGAAGGACGAAAGAAAUUCCAGAAAUUUUCGUACAAAAACAAAGUUUCAAGAAGUUGUGUGAUUUGUAAGUAUGUACUCGUAAAAGUAAAGUUAUAGAUUUUACAAAAAAUGUUACGCAUACAUAAGCUUGCAUGUGGAUAUUUUUAACCUUGAUUCGGAGAAAUAAUGUAACUCGUCAAAAAAUCGCAUGAAAUUCAUCAUAAUCACAUGCUGUACUGUGAAUAGUGUGGAUGAAUGCACUUUCAUUCAUCCACACAUUCAUUAUGACUAGUUUCACUGUGCUUGCAAUGCGGCCACGCUUUGAAUUGAUGAACGCUUGGCUAAUAACUUAAAAUCAUCAGAAGUUUAAAGAAAUUGAUCUAAUUAGAUUAAUUGCAAUGACCAAUGAUAGUAUUGAGAGCCCUGUCAUGACGUACUUUAAGACUUUGACUUACUUAACUUAAGAUACCAAUUACUUAGCCUCAGUGUUUCUUUCGGGGGGGGGGGGGGGGCCUUUUGGUUUUUGGGGGGGGGGNGCAAGUUGCCAGUGGCCAGAGGCAAAGCUAAGGAGGGGGCAGAUGAGACAUAGUUCCCGGGGCGCUAGACUAGCGGGGGUUGGCAAAAAGGGCAUAGAUUGUUGUAAUUGGUUGAAAAUAACGGGUUUCAGAGUUGGAGGGGGCAUAAAAAGGAAUCUUGUCCCCUGACGCCAAACACUGUAGAUACGCCCCUGUUAGUGUCAUCAAAAUAGGGCUGAUGGAGUGGUCUACCCGUGUGUCACUUUUUCUUUAUGUGCUGGUGUGGCAUUUUUGGAUAACAGUAGCGUUUGUAUCGUGAAAGGGAGAACGGAAAAAAUAUUUGGCCGCUCAUGGCAGCACUAACAGUAGCUACGCCACUAGGCAGUGAUACAAAAAUCAAACAUAGGGCUGUAAUCGAGGGUGCCGAUGAAUCUUGAUCAGUAGAGGGGUUUGGGAAGCCUGCUUCCCAGAAAAUUUUUGAUUUUUUCAAAAUCAAGAGGUGUAUUUUUUAGUAUACUUGAAUUUGAUGUUUCUAUUAUACCUUUUGAACAGGGAAGAACAAUUUAAAGUUUUGUAGGAGGCAUUAUUUAGCCCAGUACCAAAUAUAAACUGAAGUCACUCCAUUUGUGGCAUGCCCUGGGUAAUCAUUAGGGAUCAACCCCAUAGUGACCAUUGAUCAGUGUGAGGAAAGGGGUGCUUAAUUUAGCGUUCUAAAGACAUUUGUACAAACUCAAAAUGCAGGGUCGAAUUUUUGCGCAUACUUGAAUUUGUUGUUUCUUUCAGACAAUUUUGAUGUGGAAUUCAAACUUUCGGAUGAGAAGCGCCAAGAUUAGCCAUAAUAAUGACCAAAGACAUCUUAAAUUCCGCACCAGCGGGACGUAAACUAAAUUCUCUAUAGUUGUGUCACCCUUGAGGGUACGCUUUUUCCCUAGAUUAUUUUCGCCCCUUAAAUCUUUUUAGUCCCCUAAAAAUAAAAAAAAAAGAAGAAUACAUUUUAUCACAUAUCUGAAUUUAUUUUCGCAACAGUCUACACUUAACUGGAGAGAAACGGAAGAUAUCCUAUGUAGGUGUCACUUAACCUUUUAGCCAUCGUGUUCGCCCAGCAACCCCUUCAACUGCAGGUGCCUUUGAUAUUUUAGGGGCUUAAAGAUAUCAUGUGGAUAUUGUAUUACUUGUCAUGUGUCCAUGCAGGGUUGGCAAAAUGAAAAUUGCUUGUGUUAUGCAAAAAAAUAAUAAUUUGAAAAAUAAUUAUAUAACUAAAAAUAGUUAUAUGGCUUAAAUUUUUUAUUUAUAUUAUUUUUAGGGAUAGCUACUUAAUUAAUAAAUGAAUUUAAAAAAAAAAAAAUUCAAUUAAAAGGGUUAAAUCACUAAAGAGCACUGCAAAAAUUAUUUUAUUUACUGAACGCAAAUGGAAAAAACAAACUUACUUAUAAUUAUAAUGUUUAGACUAUCUUUUUUAAAUAUAUCCUAUUUUACCAGAGUCAAAAAGAAAAAAAAACAGGUUUAUUUGAAAGGUCUAUACAUUUUUAUGGGUCUUGAAAACUGGUCAUUUUUAUAAAUUGUAAAUGAACGACCUAACUAUUUUAAGAGGACAUGAGUUGUUUACAAAAGACAUUUAUUUAUGUGUAAUUUUUUCUUGGUUAAAUAGUAUUCAAAUAAAGUAUACAUUUCCCAAUAUUCAGUAGAUUGAAAUUUUUAUUUGGAAUUUCAAACUACUAUAACUUUCUUAAAUUGCCUCUUAAAAUUUUAAAAAUAAAAUCCACAGAAUCUAUUUUAAAUUGACGAAUUAGGAAUAAGAAUUUUUUUGAAAUGCUAGUUCUCAAAAACAUUUUUCUCAGCUUUCUAGAAGAUUCUCAUCUAAAAUAAAAUUAAUAAUAUAAAAAAUGAGUGUAACGCCAAGGGAUGGGGCAGUUUGUUUAUUAUUCUGACAUUAAAAAGAGAAAAGCAGUUGGGAAGUUAAUAAUAAUAAAUAGAGGCUAGUAUUUUAAAAAAAAACUGCUAUUCAGGAAAUUUUGUAACGUUAGUAGCACAUUUAAAGAAAACAAAAACACUUUUGAUUUAAUAAUAAUUUAUGAAACGUGCGCUAUUUGUAUGCGUCCUUUGAAUUCUAAAUUAGAAAAAAAAUGCAUGAUGCCAUCAUACAAUUUAUGAUUAACACCUAUACUUAUUUUUUAGUCAUGCUUUUACGAUGAACUAUAAUUUGAAAACAGAUUGCACAUAUUUAAUACGUGACUAACUAUUAUUAAAAUUGUAAACCUUUAUUGGUAUGUAAAUGCAUUUUAAUACAGAGCCUUUAAAAUCUUUAAACUUGUGAAGUUGCAAAAAAAAAAAAUAUAUAUGAAUAGCGAUAUAUGCGAACAACAGAGAGUAAGACUGGAACAGUCAGUGCGAUUUGUAUAACCGAAUACUAUAACUUGAUUAGCAUAUACAGGUCAUCAAAUAUAUCAAGCCUUGCAAUUUUGUAUAGAUUCCACUAAUUGUGAUCGGUUCAAGGCACCAGUUACUAUGCUUUUUAAACUGUUUACAAAUGACAAUUUUGUCAUUUUAAAUUUGUUAAAAUAUUUUUUUGUUAUAUUGUACACAUCGUGCCCUCCCAGAGAGAAAGCUGAAAGAAACACUGAUGCCAAUAAUAACUAUAUUUUUAAAGCAUGAGGCCAUCAUUCAAUUUUUAAUUAAAACCAUUCCCUACUUUAAAAGUAAUGCUUUAUUUAAAAAAUAUAACUUGAAAACAUGAAAAGAUUGCUCACGUUUGAUACUUAGUGAGAGCUCUAAUAAAAUUAUAGACCUUAAAAUUGAAGCAAAUGUAGUUUAAUACAGUGUUAUUAAGGUCUUUAAACUUGUGAGUUUGUAAAAAAAUAAUUAAAUAACAAAUACAGAUAAAUGCGAAUGGGAAAUAAUACCUCGGCUCAUAAUCGGCGAAUUUUCGAAACAGUGAGAUAUUUAUAUUCGAAUAACGUAAGCUUCUUAGAAGAUUGCCCUUAAAUAUACUGAUCAUCAAAUAUAUCGAGCUUAGGGAUAUUUCAUAGAUUCCACUAAUUGUAAUCAGUUAAUUAAUGACACCAGCUUUUUAAAAUUUAAAAAAAAAUUAAAAUUGGUAGUUUUUUAUAAAAUAUAUUUUGUUUCAUUGAUGUAGGUAUUUUUGCUCCGGGGGGCACUUGACUUUCCCCCGGGGGGCCCGAAGAUAUAGCUGAAAGAAACCCUGCUUAGCCUACUAGACCUAGGCUAAGUUAAGACUUCUAAUAAGUGACUAUGACUGUUAAUGGUCAGUAUGAAUGUACCAGCAUUAACUUCAUAAUUAUGGUGGCCGGGCAUCCCGGUUGACUCGGGAAGUCCCUAAUUUUUCACCAUCUGUGCCAGCGUCCCCAAAAGCUCAGGAAAUGUUCCGGCCUGUGGCCAUGGCAUUUUCUGACAAACUGUGUACUUUUCCCUAGACCCAUUUUGAUUCCUAGUCAUACUUUCAGCCCAUCAUGAUGUCAAACGGUUAGUGGAUCUUCUUCCGAGUCUGAUGCCUACUGGUAGCUUUUUUUUUUUUUUUUGCAUUAUGAAAAUGUAUGGAAGGCAGGGAGUAAGGUGGAAGUGGACAGAUCAUUGGAUGAAAUGGGCUGCAUGGUAACAAUUCAUUGGAUGAUGUUUCAUCCAGAUUCUGACAUUCUUACGAGUAGUACAUGUUUUGUCCUAGAACAUUAUAUAAUCCAUUAGACCCACUAUAUGCCCAUAGACAUAGGCUACGCUAUAUAUAUUCUGAUAAGGGCUGAUUCACAUGUCAAUGCGGCAAUCGAGGUGAGCCAUUUUCACGUAAACUUCAAUUCCUGAUUGGAACAUUUGGUUUUGGUACUUCCAUAACAUACUAUAUCAUGUCUACUAAUGAAUUAGUUCUUUGGUCUUCAGGAAAGCGUGUCUUGCAAUCGAUAUUCACAAACAGUAUUUAGCUGGGGGGGGGGGGGCGGGCUUUCCCAGGUUACCCCCUGAAUGAAUUAGUUCUUUGGUCUUCAGGAAAGCGUGUCUUGCAAUCGAUAUUCACAAACAGUAUUUAGCUGGGGGGGGGGGAGCGGGCUUUCCCAGGUUACCCCCUGAAACAUAUGGUGUCUUGUGAAGGAAUUAUGAAUUGGAGUGAUUGGGGCCCAUCCCCAGUGGUGGAUUGGCCCAAUGAGACGGGGCCCAUCCCCAGUGGUGGAUUGGCCCAAUGAGGCACUGGGAAAAAUCUUGGUGGGCAAGUGACAUUUGGGACACCUGGUGGGUCGGUUCUGUCAGUGAGAUUUGGGCUGCACGAUUCACCUGUCUGUGAUUUACCCACCUGGGCCUCUUUUGGCAAUGAGAAUAGGGCAAUUUGGGCUGCUUCUGCAUUACAAUGAAGAAUACUUUGUAUUAAAUCUCUCCUUACAGUGUAUGCUCUAUAAUAUAAAGUUAUAUAAAUUUCUAGACUAUCAGAUUGUUUUGUUGGUUGACUAGUCUUUCAUGUAGCCAUUAGCAUUGUGUACAAUAGAUUUCCACGUCAGUUAGUGGGUCUGGUGGGAAUAUAUCAUGGCAUUUGCUAAGAUACUAACCAGGUCAAGUAUUUUAACUGAUUUCUUUCUUUUUUCAAAAUAGGUUGGCUGAAUACAGCAGCGAUUUGACACACUUAUCAAAAUCAGGGGCAUCGUUAUAAAAGAAUUGAAGGAACAAACUUAGUCAUCCCACACUUUAUGUCAUCAUGUAUGACAUCAUAAUCUUAAAGGAAGGCUACACUCACCUAGAACCUCAUGGUAAGUUGGAACCAGGGGAGGGCUGGGCAACUUUGCCAGUUUGAAGCCAGAAAUCAACAUUAACAUGCAUCAUGUUUCUUCAUACUAAACAAAACAUUCGAAAUUUUAAGAACAUUUUUUUUUACUUCAUGUAAAAUAUGGGGGAAAAGUUUUUAAAAGACUGGCUGUUAAUUUGACCACUGCACCACAGGGAAAGGAAACUUUGUUUUAAAGAGUUCAGGAGAUAAUAUGUUCACCAAAAUUUACAUCUUAUGUUACUUAUUUCAUUUUAAAGAAUUCUUUUCAAUAUAUUUCGGACAUAACAAUGAAAAAAAUUAUUAUUAUUGGAGAAUAUAUUAUAUUGUUCUUUUUAAGCCUAGCCUUUGAGUGUGGGGAGACUGGAGAUUCUUAACAAUUUGUAUAAUUUACAGGGACACUGAGGGCAUGUGGAAGCAUUACUCUCCUGAAGGGACCACGUCACAACAUCAUUGUUGAUACGGGAAAUCCGUGGGACAGAGAGACACUGCUACAAGGUCAAGGCUUCUUUUAUUUGGUUAAAUUUUAAAGAUCAACAAAAAUGUUUCUACACAUAAAAUAAAUGUAAUUUGGCAUAACUGAUUUAUGCUUAAAGUACAUUUUUUAUUAAGUUUGGCUCCAAUUAUGAUUUUAUUUAUUUAAAUUUUUUGCUGUAAGAGGACCAUUUAAUCACACAUUGGGGGGGGGGGGGGUUUGUUGUCCUAUUCACUGGCUUGCUAGCAAAACCCCAUCUUAUAGAUUAGUUAGACGGUUGAAGUUAUAUAAGUUAUUUGAAUCAAAUAACCAGCUCUGGAAAGACAUGGCCUGAGUCCUGACAAGAUAAACUAUGUCAUUUGCACCAGUGGCAAAAUGGCCAAGACUGGCAACCUCAACCUCUUCACGUCUGCCACUCAGCUUGUGUCUGGUGAUGUAUGCAAGGGAGAGAUCUAUCAACUUCAUAAAUUCCGUGAGGUAGAAGGAAGGGCUGCUACUCACUCACCAAAUUGUUUUUUAUUUGAAGCAUUCAAAGUCCACUUACUAAAACAUUUUUAGAGAAGCUUUAUCUAAUGGAGUAUGGUGCUCAGAGAAUCUACCUUUUUGUCCAAUAACACUUCACUAAUUAGUUAAAAUUACAUUCUGUUGUCUCUAUACUUUUUUAAUAAAAAUCUUGUUCAGGAUAAUUCAGAAAUCAUUUGAGUUUGUGCUUCUCAAAUUCAGUACCUAGGAAAUUUUGUAAAUUUUUGGGUCUCAGAAGAACCCAAGUUUUAAUUAUAGUUCUAUCUUUCUUAUGAAUAUUUGGGAAGCAAUAUUCUCAAUUCAUUACUAAUUAAAAGCUUUUUGUCAUUGUUAUUAUGUGUAUGUUUGAGCAUAAUCCUUUCAGCAGUUCAACUCUGUGACAUAUGCUACUCAUCUUCAGCCUAAAUGGCAUUUAUCAGGCUUUAUACACACUAAUUCUCUUACCAUUUACGCUGCCUAUUUCAUGACUAACUUGUUGCUUGUGCAUGGGUGUGUCUGCAGGUUUGGGUGCCCAGGGACUGAAACCAGAAGACAUCCAUUAUGUUGUGUGUUCGCACGGCCACUCAGAUCACAUUGGCAACCUCAACCUGUUCCCUGCGGCUGUGCAUUGUGUAGGCUUUGAUAUUUGUCGUCAAGAUGAGUACCUCCUGCAUGAGUUCAAACAGGUACAGGCCAUUGGGAUUGUGCCUUGCUGAUGGUUAAAAGAAAGAAAAAACAAAAGUUAACAAGUUAACAUCUACCAAUAUUUAAGCCAUUAAAAUAUAAAUUUCAAUUUGCAUAAAUUUCGAAGCUUGGUGCAAUCAGCCUUUGAUGAAAAGAAAUGACUUACAUGUACUGAAUAAGUUAAUUUUUAGAAAUUCUGUUUCUUCUUUCCACGUUCAGUGAUAUUUGACUACAAAAUUCACGAUGUUGAAGACAACACUAUAAAAUGUUACUAUCAUAGAAUAAUAUCGCAAUGCUAAUUCAGAUUGUUUUUGUGUGUGCCUCAACCAACUGCUGAUGUUUGCAUUAUUAAGCAUGAGUUUUGCAUAUCGCUCAGAGUUAAAACAUUUUUUUUCCUCUAUAGUUGUUGUCAGGCAGCACUUUUAGCACUAGACUAACAAUAGUCCAGGCAGCACUUUUAGCACUAGACUAACAAUAGUCCAGGCAGCACUUUUAGCACUAGACUAACAAUAGUCCAGGCAGCACUUUUAGCACUAGACUAACAAUAGUCUUGGAAACUUGAAGAAAUACUUUUUUUUUUUUUGGUCCUCACUAUGAGCUCGGCUGUGUUGUCUGUAACUUUGGAUUGCUGUCAUCACAGACUCAUUAUAAAAUAAGAAAUGAGGUCAUAGCAUGAUAAUAGUAAACAUUUAUUUAAGCUUCAUUUGAUAUUGGAAGAGAAUAAUUUGUUGUCCUGAAAAAAAAAAUCAAAGUCCGUACCGGUAUUCAAAUGAUUUAAAUCCAUUGUGCCGGUAUGUCUUUUGACAGAUUUUGGGUACUUGAAGUUGAUAAACAACUGUCCCAGCCGCUAACAAAGAGCAUCUUGUAAAGAAGAUAAACCAUAGUAAUUAGAAAUUAACUACAGAGUACAUCAGAUUGAUGAUGACUAGUUUCAACUUUUUAUCUUGCCGCACAUUCAAAUGACUUACUAAUUACCCUGAGGCACAGCGUUCGAGUAUUUAAUAACAAAUAUCAGCUGUUACAGUGAGGAACGACAUCAAAAUAAAUUACUAUGAUACUAGCUGUAUGUAAAUCUUAGGCAUUUCUUUCUAUCAUAGGGAAUACCCUAUGAAAUAGAUGAAGAUGUUGAAAUCUGGCCAACCCCAGGGCACACGGGAAGUGAUGUUUCGGUGUUGGUCAAAAGGACUAAUCUCGGGACAGUUGCUGUAGCAGGUAUGUAGCAUAUGUAAUGUAACCCAUGAACUGAUCACAGUAAGCACAUUUUUAAUUUAAAUAUAUAAAAAUUCCUUGACCCAACCAACAUAAUUGUGACUGGUUUGUGAAUCCCCCAACAUAUCACUGGUUAGUGUCACAUACGAUGGUUGGUUAGUGUCACAUACGAUGGUUGGUUAGUGUCACAUACGAUGGUUGGUUAGUGUCACAUACGAUGGUUGGUUAGUGUCACAUACGAUGGUUGGUUAGUGUCACAUACGAUGGUUGGUUGCAACAUGUCAGAUGUGUUUAUAUGGUCUUUAGGUGAGUGGGUCUACACCAAUGUAUUCCUAUCAUUCUAUUUAGGUGAUCUGUUUGAGUGUGAGGCUGACUUGGACUGCCCAGGCUUAUGGCAGGAAAACAGCGAACGACCCCACUUACAACAGCAGAGUAGGAUUGCAGUACUUGAUGUGGCCGAUUAUAUAAUUCCUGGUCAUGGCCCAAUGUUUCAGGUCUGUGGGAAUAAUGUGUGUGCAAAUGUAGGUCAGUUUGGAUAGGGAUAUGCAAAUGUAGUUCAGUUUGGAUAGGGAUAUUCAAAUGUAGGUCAGUUUGGAUAGGGAUAUGCUAAUGCAGGUCUGUGGCACUGGGGGUAUACCACCCUAGGUCAGUUGGAUUGGGCUAGACCAAACAAGUUAGUGGGAUCGGGAUAUAACCAACAUCUCAUGGCGGGUAUUGUAGAUCAUUGUUUAUAGGUGAUCGAUUGCUCGACACUAUUUAUUUAAUUCCCAUGUAACAGAGAUAAAGCUGAAUGCUCGACAGUGUUAUAAAGAAAUUUAUCAGUAGGUUCGGGGUAUCUUGGAAUAGAUUUAAUAACAUGAUUUGCUCUUGCAGGUACCUCCUGAAUACAAGAAACAGAUGCGCGUGAUCAUGAUCAUGGAAGAACAUUACAGCUCAUCAGAUAUGACAACCAGGACAGAAUGUAUUAUUGUAGAAACUGAUUAAGAGAAAAAACAAACACAUAAAACAUAUAUUUCAUAAAACAUGUAUUAUUACACAACCUCAUUUGGCUUGUACUAACCUGUGGAGUCACUUCUAUAGAAGUUUUGUUGUUGGUAAUCUGAGUUGUUUGUGGCCUAUUCUGCUUCCAUUGUUGUGUUCAUGUAACGUUACAUUGUGCCACUGCUAGGGAAUCUAAGGCUUUCUUGGAGCAGGUCUUGGAGGUUGUUUUUUUUUUAUGGGAUUUUUUUUCACAUUCAAAUUGUUUUUGCAGUGAAAAAUUAGUUCGCUUAGUCAAAGAUAUAUGAUUCCGAUUAUCCUUCAGUAAUGUUCAGGAGGAAUACUAAUUAAAGAUAAUUGUGUUUUGCAUCAAGUCUUUUUGGCUUGAUUAAGUUAGAUAAAAAAAACAAGAAACAAUAAUAUAAUUAUAAAUUAAAUUUACAUAAUAUAUGUGCAUCCUACCUAAACAUAAAAAUAAAAGAAUAAGAAUGGGCACGAUUCCCUAAUGAAAACUAAUAACAGAAGAAUGCAAAGAACGUGGAUGGAAGCACAAUUUGGUUUAAUUUAUACUGUAUGAGGUCACUUUUCAAGCCUUUUUAUAUUUUUCCAUAUAAAUUGUAUCAGUUGCCUUGCAUAAAAUAUACCAACAACUGGUAUUCUAUAUUCUAUUAGGGUUAGUUCUGUUGAAAUGUUUAGAAACUGGACUAAGGCAUUGAUGCAUAUUAUCCAUUGUGACAAAGUGUUCAGUAUGACCCCCACAUUUAGUGGUAACUUACCUCACUUGUGGAACUCAUGGCCUUGUUUCAGUACCAUUGACAUUACUUUAUGUGGUGCUUACGUGGCUCUAUCAGUUUUAAUUGGCAAUCAGGUUUCAAAGGUGUAUGGUUUUUUUCUGUUAUUGUGAUGGAAUGUUUGUAUUAUUAACUGCUGAUAAAGUUGAUAAAAUAUUUUUAAAAUUUUUAUUUUGUGUGCAUCUCGGACAGCAAUAUAGUUAAAAAUAUUUCUAAAAGUUAUAAUUACUGUAGUUAAAGGUAAAAUUGAUCAUGUUGUCAAUAAAACUUUCUUUAAUACGAAAAAAAUUAACAAAACAUGACAUUAAAAUUAAAUAUUCCACAUUAAAAGUCAGCAAAUAAUAAAAUCUGUUGAUAAUGUAAAAAAAUUGUCUAUAAAGAAAAUUCACAAUGAAACAUUCUUAGACAUUUAAAAAAAAAAAAUAUUUGUGAAAGAAUGUUUAAAAAGUAAAAUGAAUGUGUGAAAAAAAUCAUAUAUAUUGUUGUUAUCAUUAAAAUAAAUUUUGCUUAAUCCAUAUAAAUUUUGCUUAAUCCAUACGUUUAUAAACUGAUACGAACACACUGACAUGAGUUCUCUUUAGCUUUUCUAAUUGGUAUCAACUUAAGUUUAACCAAUCCUGACAUGUUUAUACUAUUUCCAAUUGAUGCUAAUAAUAUUUAUUGAUGAGAACACUCUACUAGUAAAGAAUUCAUACAUUUUUUUAAAUACAAAGUGGAAUUUGAUCAAUUAAUUAUUUUAGGGAAGUAAAACUUUUUAAACUGACAUUCUGCUUGGAUAAUUACUGCUACAGUCUAUUUAUUAGAUUAUAUUUAGUUGGGGUUUGGGGUUUUUUUAUAGUGAGGAGAAAAAAUAUUUGAAAUAUUCAGAGGUCUUGAUCAUUUUGUGCCACCUGCAUGUGUAGCUGUUGAUCGAUGUUGAUCUCAUGACAUGUGACUUAUGUUUGUUGAGUUGUGUCAUCACACCUGCAUGUGUAGCUGUUGAUCGAUGUUGAUCUCAUGACAUGUGACUUAUGUUUGUUGAGUUGUGUCAUCACACCUGCAUGUGUAGCUGUUGAUCGAUGUUGAUCUCAUGACAUGUGACUUAUGUUUGUUGAGUUGUGUCAUCACACCUGCAUGUGUAGCUGUUGAUCGAUGUUGAUCUCAUGACAUGUGACUUAUGUUUGUUGAGUUGUGUCAUCACACCUGCAUGUGUAGCUGUUGAUCGAUGUUGAUCUCAUGACAUGUGACUUAUGUUUGUUGAGUUGUGUCAUCACACCUGCAUGUGUAGCUGUUGAUAGAUGUUGAUCUCAUGACAUGUGACUUAUGUUUGUUGAGUUGUGUCAUCACACCUGCAUGUGUAGCUGUUGAUAGAUGUUGAUCUCAUGACAUGUGACUCAUCACACCUGCAUGUGUAGCUGUUGAUAGAUGUUGAUCUCAUGACAUGUGACUUAUGUUUGUUGAGUUGUGUCAUCACACCUGCAUGUGUAGCUGUUGAUAGAUGUUGAUCUCAUGACAUGUGACUUAUGUUUGUUGAGUUGUGUCAUCACACCUGCAUGUGUAGCUGUUGAUAGAUGUUGAUCUCAUGACAUGUGACUUAUGUUUGUUGAGUUGUGUCAUCACACCUGCAUGUGUAGCUGUUGAUAGAUGUUGAUCUCAUGACAUGUGACUUAUGUUUGUUGAGUUGUGUCAUCACACCUGCAUGUGUAGCUGUUGAUAGAUGUUGAUCUCAUGACAUGUGACUUAUGUUUGUUGAGUUGUGUCAUCACACCUGCAUGUGUAGCUGUUGAUAGAUGUUGAUCUCAUGACAUGUAACUUAUGUUUGUUGAGUCAUGACUAUCCUUCACCAUACAAAGCCCACACUAAGUCUUCAGGCAGGGGUUCUCUACCAUUAGGGACAGCAUUGAGUAUCUUGGGAGCGUGUUCCCGGGAAAACUCAGUAGUUUGAGCAUAAUUUUAGAGAUAAAUUGAAUACAAUGGGAUUGUCAGUGGAACUAUGAGCUAUGAUAAAGUUAAGAACCCUUGUCUAAUGGACUUUUUAUAACAACAGCCUUGUUUUUUUCUUUUUUUAUAAACUCUUAAAAACUGUAUUCCCAUCAGCUCCAGGUGUCCAACCAGACGACGCUUCAACAUCUCAACCCACCCCGACAUCUCAACCCAAACCGCAUGUCUCAAUAUCCCCAUGAAUGUGUCCUCACUGACCAAUGUCGAGUGACAGGAUUUUCUAAUCUAAAAUUGAGUUUGUACUCACCUGUCUGAACGCAAAGAGAAAAAAAACCUUGCACACAAAUCAAUAUUGUUUACUUAUUGAGUGUGAACAGUCUGCGUCAAGAGAUCCUCAACUUUUCUCAAAGACUGUCAACUAGUAGCUGUAAGAUUAUCUAGCCUGAUUGAUUUGAGACUAUCUAGUUUCUGAGAUGACCUUUAAUUGUUUUUCAUAAAUAAGUUUGAAUUAUUAUUUUUUUUUAAUAUUGUAAUUGCACAUUUGGAUUAGAGAUUGUUACAGAAAGGCAAUGUACAUUAGGCAGUUACUGGCAGUAGUAACAGCAAGUGGUACAGACUCCCAUUGUUACAGAAAGGAUAUGUACAUUAGCAGUAGUGACAGCAAGUGGUGCAGACUCGCAUUGUUACAGGAAGGCAAUGUACAUUAGGCAGUAGAAACUGCAAGUGGUACAGACCAGGAAGGCAAUGUACAUUAGCAGUAGUGACAGCAAGUGGUGCAGAGGAAAUCAUCAGUUUUUGAUAAAGAAAAUGUAGUCAGAAAUUGGCAAGUAUCUCAAAUAAUUUGGAUAAUGGUUGAAAUCCAAGUCUUUAAAUCUCUGAUUUACAACUAGGGAUAUGUAAGAUGUUAAUAAAAUACUUUAUCUGGAUAAUCAGAUGGUAUUGUGAAUAAAUUGUUUCAUUCAUUCAUCUAAAAGGAUUGAAAGAAGUUUGUUAGUUGAAUUUAUGCUUGUUCAGGAGACCAUUUAUUGGUCAACAGUGUACCAGUAUUAAAAAAUAGUUCAGUUUUGUAAAACAUCAGUACCUCUAUAUUUUUAUCUAGAUUGCUAUGAGUCAAAGUCUAUCCACACAAUUUCCACCAUUUUGUGAUUGUAGAUUUCAUAAAUUAUUUCAUUAAUAAUACACUCUUCUAGCUCGUUUCCUUGUUGUAAGUUAACUAUAUAAUUCAUUACUAGCAAUACUACGGUAAUGCAUGAGUGGUGUCCUCUGAUAAGUCAGUGUUUGUCAAAUAGUGUGCACUUUGCUUCAAUAAAACUUCAAGUUAAAGCUUUUUGACAACUAACUUACAUAAAACAUGGUCAUUAUUGUGGAAGAGAAAUGGUUAAAAACAAAUUUGAUACAUUUAAUAUUACCCAAAUUAUUAUAUAUUUUUUCAUAGACGGAGGAGAUGCCAUAAGCAAGAUUCAAUUUGUGAUCCUGUAAUUCUUUGUAAAAUUUGCUUUAGAAUUGUGACUUGUUUACUGUUACUAUAGCAAUAUAAACAUUCAUGUUGACCCGGAAAUCUAUUU